Pelodiscus sinensis (Chinese soft-shelled turtle) is the source of this 8345-nucleotide messenger RNA. The record is from RefSeq and is a predicted model, not a curated record. NCBI's taxonomy places the organism in Eukaryota, Metazoa, Chordata, Testudines, Trionychidae.
CCCUCCUGGAGACAGAAGCUCCAGCCUGACGCCGCUGAAAAGGCAACUGCACUUGCCUUAUUCAAAGACCUAAAGAAAUUCUCGUUGACCGACACUUGCUUCAAGCUCUGUUACAAGCUAAAGAGAAAAUCCAUGCAGAUUAAAAAACAAAACAAAAAUAACCCCCAAAACCUUGGAUCAUAGUUUUGGCCUUGUAUAGGAGAACAGAAGAGAAGCUGUCACACUUUGCAUGUCAAGUAGCUACUGAGCUGUUUGACAGCUUCUGGAUUCCAUCUCCACUGGGAACGAGGCAGCGCAGGAAACCAUGAGCAAUGAAUCCUAUGGUCUGCUUGUGCUGCUGUAGCACCAUGGCAGGCAGUCCAUGAUCUGACAGGAGGAUCUGUUCCAGGAAGGCAGUACUGGAAUUGGUAAUUUAUUCUCUGAAAAAGGAGAAGAAAAACCCUUGGGAAAAUACAAUUGGUGGAUAAAUGUAAAAAGUACACAUUCCAUACACACUGGAAUUGUGAUGCAUUCUUACUGGAUUUGUGGAUACCGUUUGGAGAAGGGGUUUUUUUUUUACAUCCCCCGCACAUUCCAACAUUGGUAAUGUAGGUUUUUGGAAUAAUUACUGAUGAUCUAUAUGUCCCUAGAUGCAUCUUGAGAAGCCAAGUUAAUCAGUGAGGAAGCCCGUGGGUGCCUUCUUUUUUGCUGAAGAUCUCUUACAAUUCACACCUGUAUCUUGGGCACUCACAGUCUGGGCCUCUCUUGCAGGGAGGCAUUUACAAUAACUGAAGUGUAAAGGGGAAAGAAGAGUGAGUCCACUGUUUAGUGUGAGAGGUGACUGGAAAGAUUUUACCCUGUCUGCUCCAGACCCCACCCCACCUCUCCCCCCUCCUCGCCCCCCUCUCCCCGGCCCAACCCCACAAAGAAUGGGGGCUAUGCUCCUCAAGCGUGGGGGCUGCCUCCUGCUGUGGAUGGCCCUGUUACUGGGCUGCUGGGCUGAGCUUGGCAGUGGCCUGGAGUUCCCAGGGGCUGAGGGCCAAUGGACCCGCUUUCCCAAGUGGAAUGCUUGCUGUGAGAGUGAAAUGAGCUUCAAUAUGAAGACACGCAGCUCCAGUGGGUUGGUCCUCUAUUUUGAUGAUGAGGGAUUCUGUGACUUUCUGGAGCUGAUCUUGACCCAAGGGGGGCGGCUUCAGCUCAGCUUCUCUAUCUUCUGUGCUGAGCCUGCCACCCUGCUGACUGACACAGCUGUCAACGACAACCUCUGGCACACGGUGGUCAUCCGUCGCCAUUUUAAGAAUACGACACUGCUCAUUGACCAGACUGAGGCAAAGUGGGUGGAAGUGAAGUCCAAGCGGCGUGACAUGACUGUUUUCAGUGGCCUCUUUCUUGGUGGGCUCCCACCUGAGCUGCGCUCAGCAACCCUGAAACUAACGCUGUCCUCAGUGAAGGACCGGGAGCCUUUUAAAGGCUGGAUAACUGAUGUCAGGGUCAACUAUACACAGGCCUCACCUGUGGAGAGUCAGGAGGUGCGGCUGGAUGAUGAGCAGAGCCGCCUGUGUGCCAGUGACGACGUUUGCCUCAAUGGUGGCAUCUGCUCGGUGCUCAAUGACCAGGCUGUCUGUGACUGCUCCCAAACUGGCUUUCGGGGGAAGGACUGCAGUGAAGAAGACAACUAUGUGGAAGGUCUGGCGCACCUGAUGAUGGGCGACCAAGGUAAAAGUAAAGGAAAAGAAGAAUAUAUUGCAACAUUCAAGGGAUCGGAAUAUUUCUGCUACGAUUUGUCCCAGAACCCGAUACAGAGCAGCAGUGAUGAAAUAACUCUGUCAUUUAAAACUCUUCAGAGGAAUGGACUGAUGCUUCAUACAGGAAAAUCAGCUGAUUAUGUCAAUCUUGCACUGAAAAAUGGAGCUGUCUCCUUGGUCAUUAAUUUGGGCUCAGGGGCCUUUGAAGCACUGGUGGAACCUGUGAAUGGGAAAUUUAAUGACAAUGCCUGGCAUGAUGUGAAAGUAACCAGGAAUCUGCGUCAGCACUCAGGCAUUGGACACGCUAUGGUGACAAUAUCAGUGGAUGGAAUUCUGACUACUACGGGCUACACACAAGAAGACUACACCAUGCUGGGUUCUGAUGACUUUUUCUAUGUUGGUGGCAGUCCUAGUACAGCAGACCUACCAGGGUCACCAGUCAGUAACAACUUUAUGGGCUGUCUCAAAGAGGUUGUAUAUAAAAAUAAUGAUGUCAGAUUGGAGUUAUCUCGUCUCGCCAAGCAAGGAGACCCUAAAAUGAAGAUUCAUGGAGUUGUAGCAUUUAAAUGUGAGAAUGUGGCAACCUUGGAUCCAAUCACAUUUGAAACACCAGAGUCUUUCAUCUCUUUGCCAAAGUGGAAUGCCAAGAAAACAGGCUCAAUAUCAUUUGACUUUCGUACAACUGAGCCAAAUGGGCUGAUUCUUUUCAGUCAUGGAAAGCCAAGGCAUCAGAAAGAUGCCAAACACCCACAAAUGGUUAAGGUUGACUUUUUUGCCAUUGAGAUGCUUGAUGGUUACCUUUACCUGCUGUUAGACAUGGGAUCAGGUACUAUAAAGAUAAAAGCCUUGCAGAAGAAGGUGAAUGAUGGAGAGUGGUAUCAUGUGGACUUUCAGCGGGAUGGACGAUCAGGUACGAUUUCUGUGAACACAUUACGUACACCUUACACUGCACCUGGAGAAAGUGAAAUCCUAGACCUAGAUGAUGACUUGUAUCUUGGGGGCCUGCCAGAAAAUAAAGCAGGUCUGGUCUUCCCAACAGAAGUGUGGACAGCACUUCUCAAUUAUGGAUAUGUUGGCUGCAUCAGAGACUUGUUUAUCGAUGGCCAAAGCAAGGAUAUUCGACAAAUGGCUGAAAUUCAAAGCACUGCUGGAGUGAAGCCCUCAUGCUCAAGAGAGACUGCUAAGCCAUGCCUGAGCAACCCCUGUAAAAAUAAUGGUGUAUGCAGGGAUGGGUGGAACAGAUACAUCUGUGAUUGUUCUGGUACAGGAUACCUUGGCAGAUCAUGUGAGAGAGAGGCAACAGUUUUAAGCUAUGACGGAAGUAUGUUUAUGAAGAUACAGCUACCUCUUGUGAUGCAUACUGAGGCAGAAGAUGUGUCCUUACGCUUCAGGUCUCAGAGAGCUUAUGGUAUUUUAAUGGCAACUACUUCUAGGGAAUCAGCAGAUACACUUCGUUUAGAGCUGGAUGCAGGACGAGUUAAACUAACGGUCAACCUAGACUGUAUCAGGAUUAACUGUAAUUCCAGCAAAGGUCCAGAAACCCUUUUUGCUGGCUAUAACCUCAAUGAUAAUGAGUGGCACACAGUACGUGUGGUUCGUCGAGGAAAAAGUUUAAAGUUAAUGGUGGAUGACCAACAAGCUAUGACAGGUCAAAUGGCUGGUGAUCAUACAAGACUGGAAUUCCAUAACAUAGAGACAGGGAUAAUAACAGAACGUCGCUACUUGUCCUCCGUUCCUUCUAAUUUCAUUGGCCAUCUGCAGAGUCUCACAUUUAACGGCAUGGCAUACAUUGACCUAUGUAAAAAUGGAGACAUCGAUUACUGUGAGCUAAACGCCAGAUUUGGAUUCAGGAAUAUCAUAGCAGAUCCUGUCACCUUUAAAACAAAAGCAAGCUAUGUUGCACUGGCUACGCUACAAGCCUACACAUCUAUGCACCUUUUUUUCCAGUUCAAAACAACAUCCCUGGAUGGACUGAUACUCUAUAACAGUGGAGAUGGAAAUGAUUUCAUCGUAGUUGAAUUAGUUAAGGGGUAUUUACACUAUGUGUUUGAUUUGGGAAAUGGUGCAAAUCUCAUCAAAGGAAGUUCUAAUAAACCUCUGAAUGACAAUCAGUGGCACAAUGUGAUGAUCUCAAGGGAUACCAAUAAUCUUCAUACAGUAAAGAUUGACACCAAAAUCACAACACAAAGCACAGCAGGAGCCAGAAACUUAGACCUCAAAAGUGAUUUGUAUAUUGGAGGAGUGGCGAAAGAAAUGUAUAAAUCCUUACCAAAACUGGUGCAUGCAAAGGAGGGAUUUCAAGGUUGCCUUGCAUCAGUGGAUCUAAAUGGACGUCUCCCCGAUCUGAUCUCAGAUGCCCUGUUUUGCAAUGGACAAAUAGAAAGAGGAUGUGAAGUUGCAUUGAUGAAAGCUGAUUUGCAAGGGCCCAGUACCACAUGCCAAGAGGAUUCAUGUGCAAACCAAGGAGUGUGCUUGCAGCAGUGGGAUGGAUUCAGCUGUGACUGCAGUAUGACCUCCUUUAGUGGACCAUUGUGCAAUGACCCAGGAACAACAUAUAUCUUUAGCAAAGGUGGUGGACAGAUCACAUACACGUGGCCUCCUAAUGACCGGCCAAGCACUCGUGCUGACAGACUGGCAAUAGGGUUUAGCACUGUUCAAAAAGAAGCAGUUUUGGUACGAGUAGACAGUUCUACGGGGCUUGGAGACUAUUUAGAGCUACAUAUCCACCAGGGAAAAAUUGGAGUUAAGUUUAAUGUUGGAACUGAUGACAUCUCUAUCGAAGAGAUCAACGCAAUCAUUAAUGAUGGAAAAUACCAUGUAGUACGUUUUACAAGAAGUGGUGGUAAUGCCACAUUACAGGUGGACAGCUGGCCUGUUAUAGAACGUUACCCAGCAGGAAACAAUGAUAACGAGCGCCUGGCGAUUGCUAGACAGCGAAUUCCAUAUCGACUUGGUCGAGUAGUUGAUGAAUGGCUACUCGACAAAGGGCGUCAGCUUACAAUCUUCAAUAGUCAAGCAACCAUAAAAAUUGGAGGCAAGGAACGGGGUCAUCCAUUCCAAGGCCAGCUAUCUGGUCUUUACUACAAUGGCUUGAAAGUUCUGAAUAUGGCAGCUGAAAAUGAUGCCAACAUCGUGAUAGAAGGAAACGUGAGACUUGUUGGUGAAGUGCCUUCUUCUAUGACAACUGAGUCAACAGCUACCGCAAUGCAGUCUGAGAUGUCCACAUCAGUUAUGGAAACCACUACCACUUUGGCCACAAGCACUGUCAGAAGAGGAAAGACCCCUACAAAAGAACCUAUUGGUCAGACCACAGAUGACAUCCUGGUGGCCUCAGCUGAAUGUCCCAGUGACGACGAGGACAUUGAUCCCUGUGAGCCGAGCUCAGGUGGGUUAGCAAAUCCUACCAGAGCGGGAGGAAGAGAAUACCCAGGCUCAGCUGAAGUGAUUCGAGAAUCCAGCAGCACAACAGGCAUGGUGGUUGGAAUUGUUGCAGCAGCAGCACUGUGUAUCCUAAUCCUCCUUUAUGCCAUGUACAAGUACAGAAACAGAGAUGAAGGCUCAUACCAUGUAGACGAGAGUCGAAACUACAUCAGUAACUCAGCACAGUCCAAUGGGGCUGUGAUUAAGGAAAAGCAGCCCAACAGUGCUAAAAGUUCCAGCAAGAACAAGAAAAAUAAGGAUAAGGAAUACUAUGUCUGAUCCCAACAUCUAAAAGAACACUUGUAUAGAAAUAGUCUUCAUUUUAUCUGAGACAUAAUGCAAACUUAUUUACUUUACUUUUUAUGAAGCACAUAAAAGAAGACAGGGAACGCAAUUAGAAAGGAAAGACUGUUUUAAAAACAAGCAUUUCAUGCUCUUGUUUUUCAGAAACAGGAGUCAAUAAAUUUCUAAACAUCCACAGUGUUUUCAUUUACUCUGCCUGUCUUUAUGUUGCUGGAACAUUUCUGAAAGACAAUGAUGACACCAUGCAUUCAUAAAGUAUCGAGUAUUACUACAACAUCAAGGCACAAUAUGAAACAAAAUAAAUAAAACAAAUCUCUCACACACACAAAGAAAAUAAAAGAAGCUACCUAUGAUUCUGGAUUUAGCCAAAGUGCUAGCGCUUUCUUGAGAAGUAAGUUAGUCUUACUGCCAGAGAAGACUGUCAUUAUAAUGGUGACUCAACAAGCAAACAUAAAUAGUUUGCCAUCUGGUGCAGUGAAAUAGUGAUUUGAAACUUGCAUUUGAAAUGAAGUGCUGGCUUUUCUGAAGACUUAUAUAAAACAUUUUCAAAAAGCCCCUUUCUGGUUGUGAGGAAAUAGUAUGGAGGCCUUAUUUUCAAAAACAAAACAAAAAAUGUCGAAUAUAAGGCACAUUUUCACAAAAAGCAAACAAACAAGAGGGCAUAGAUGCAAUCAUUGGGAAAUUUUCAUGCACGCUUAAUAUGUUAUUACAUAUGUUUAUAUAAAACACAUCUAUAUGUGCUUUCUGGACUGUGAUAAGUGAUGUUUUAUAGCCUGUUGUAUAGAAAAUGCAAACUAUAUCUGCUCUUCGGCCAUUUUUGGUAAACUCAAUGUUCUAAGUGUUCCUAGAUAUAGAAAGUUUUAUGACAUCUGGAGCAACAGACAUAAAUUCAGUUUUUUGCAGCCACUAUAAAUUGUCACAAUUUUCUUCCUUUUUAAAUUUACAGUGGAAUGAUUAUACUAAGGGGAUGUGUAUGAAUGUAUAUAAGAGUCAGCUAAUUUUUUUCUUACUUGUACAGCCUCUAUUCUGUUGCAAUUCAGUUAUAGUAGUUUGUAUGAAAGAAGUGGAUUAGAAAGCAAAAAUAUAUAUCUAUUGUAACUUUCCUCUCCCCUCUAGUCCCCAGUCCUGUUCCCAAAGUACAUCAAUAAAGUCAAUCAGCAUUGUUGAUUUUCCCAUAAAUGUUCUGCAUUUAUGAAUGAGCUAUAAUUUAGCAAGCUAAAGUGACCUUGGUCUCCAAUCAAGGUUUCAUCACUGAAUAGUGUAUUUUACUUUACAGAAAUCUGGCUCCCCAGGAAACUAUAAAAAAUGUUGAAUUCCUUGUGAAUCUUAAGAUGAAUCAUACAACAUUUAUAUGGCAUUCCAAAUGGACCUAAAAAAGAGUUUAAAUUACUUCUACUGAGUAUUUUCCUUUCCCUAAUAUAAUUAAUUGAUCAGUUGAGGUCCAUCUGGCUAAAUAUUUUUCAAAGGUGUGCAUUUUGUCAUAUGAGAAAGUAUUUUAAGCUCAGUUGAUGAUUCUAUAGUAUUACAUGAUACCCUAACAAGGUGAUGAAAUGUAAGUUGAUCAGUGAUCAUAUUUUAAAGAUAACAUUUAAUUGCUUUUUUCUGCAUAUAUAUAAAAUUGAAUGCAUUUUAGUUAAAUAUUAAUUAUCAUAAUGUUAUCGAUUUUUACGUUAAUGUUGUAUUAACAUUAUUUCAUUGGGUUCACAGCAAUAAAUCAUAGAAUUAACAUAUCACUUGUACAGAGAUACAAAGAGAAUACAUUAGACAGAGAGGGUAGUUCAAUAGAAAUCUUUUGAAUAAUUGGAAGGCCUCUUAGGAGGAAUAUAGAUGUUCACACUUUACAGACAAGAAAAAAAAUUAGCUUUAAAAUUAGUGGCAACACAUCUUCUUGUGUGUUAUUCACUGUAGCUUAUGAAGAAAUUGGGAAUUGGUACAGCUAUCAGUCUUGGACAGAGAGGACAUGUAUCUGAGAAUGCCACUGUGUUUGCCAAACAAAUUAUGGUGUGCAUCAUACUGUAUUUUUAUUUUUAUGAUUGCUUGCAGAAAGUGGAAAUGAGGGUUGCACAGCUUUUCUAAAAUCCAUUUAAAAAAAUUUAGAUCAUUGUUCUCCUAUGGCAUUCUUUACUUCCCCCACCUUUGGAAGUCAGCUGUGUUCUAGAGAAGACAAGGAAUAGGUAUAUUCAACUUCAAUAUUAAAAUCAUAAGUUUCUCAGUCAAUGAAGACGGGAUGGGCAGGGGGGAGAGGGGAAUAAGUUGAAUGCCAGGUAAUGUUCAGAACUGAGAUUUUCAGCACUGAAAGGUAUGAAGGGCAAAACUAAUCUGUACAUAACAGUUCUGAGAAGGAUGGUUUGGUUGCUUUUCAGGUUGGUAGUGACUUUGUUAACCUAGGUGGAACCAUUCUAUCUUUCAAGCAGCUGACAUGCCAGUACUUUAAUAUUUUAACUGAAUAAAUACAUCAAGAAAUAAAAGGUAUAAAAUGGAUAAAAGCAAACUUUAUCUACCACUGUUUCUGGAAGUUCUUUUUGUCUUUGAUUUCAUUGUUUAACAAUAAAGGCACAUGGAAGUAUUGGAGCAUUAGAAGUUUCAGUAGGUAAAUUAAAAUGUUUUAAAACUACCUAACAAAAAUUGGAUUCCAUAUCUAUAACAAUCUAAUGUGUUUGACUGACAUGGCUUCAUUUCUAUUACUGUAUAGUUUUGCCUUUUUUAACAAAACACUAAAAUAAUGUGUGACAUUAUUCAUCCCCCAGAUAUCAAAAAGAGGUCCAAUGCCCUAACCUUAUAGUGCUUUCUGUGAUAGAUAUUUACAAUUAUUUUUUAUUUGUUGCAAGGCCAAUUUAUCCAUUAUUGGAAAUGCUAAGCAAGUGGAAUUUACUGUUUUGUUAAUAAAAUGUUUCUUAA